Musa acuminata subsp. malaccensis (wild Malaysian banana) is the source of this 738-nucleotide messenger RNA. Its product is annotated as adenine phosphoribosyltransferase 1. NCBI's taxonomy places the organism in Eukaryota, Viridiplantae, Streptophyta, Magnoliopsida, Zingiberales, Musaceae. Gene Ontology annotation, cellular component: cytoplasm; cytosol. Gene Ontology annotation, biological process: adenine salvage. The record is from RefSeq and is a predicted model, not a curated record. Gene Ontology annotation, molecular function: adenine phosphoribosyltransferase activity.
AAGACUCACGGAGAUGUUUCCUUUCUCGUCCUCAGCUUCGGCCCCCCUUGCUCGCUCACUUCGGCUUCCGUCGCCGUCGCCGCUGCCUCGUCGAACCCCACCCUCCCACCUCUACCGUCUCGGCCUCCCCAAUUUCCGCCGCCGCCGCCUCCUCCUCCGUUCCGUCUCCACCGCCGUCAGAGCCAUGGCCUCCGAAGGCGGCGAGGACCCCCGCUUGCCGCGGAUCGCGUCCACCAUACGCGUCAUCCCCGACUUCCCCAAGCCCGGUAUCAUGUUCCAGGAUAUCACGACCCUGCUGCUCGAUCACGAGGCGUUUAGGCACACGAUCGAUAUGUUCGUCGAGAGGUACAGAGACAAAAGGAUCACGGUUGUCGCAGGAAUUGAAGCAAGAGGAUUCAUAUUUGGCCCUCCCAUUGCAUUAGCCAUCGGAUGUAAGUUCGUUCCUAUGAGAAAGCCAAAGAAGCUACCCGGAGAAGUUAUUUCUGAGGAGUAUUCCCUAGAAUAUGGUACAGACAUAAUGGAGAUGCAUGUAGGAGCUGUACAGCCAGGAGAUCGAGCCCUUGUCAUUGAUGAUUUAAUUGCAACAGGAGGGACAUUAGCUGCUGCUAUCAGGCUCCUUGAACGUGUUGGAGCUGAGGUGGUUGAAUGUGCUUGUGUCAUCGAAUUGCCGGAGCUUCAGGGAUAUCAGAGGUUAGGCGGUAAGCCGCUCUUUGUUCUCGUGAAAGCGGCUUGAUCGUG